AUGUCUUUCUUCCCAGCAACCGUCCCAGCCGGCGUGCUCCUUUACCACGGAAACAAUAGCCCCAACUCGCCUUCAGAACCGGACUGGUUGGCAUAUGAGAUUGAACAUGCGGAAGAGUUCGCACGUGGUCGUCCUAGCAGACCGCCGGGAGGAGGUCCCCCGGGCGGACCACCCGGUGGACGGCCGGGAGGAGGACCACCAAGAGGACCCCCGGGAGGCCCGCCUCCACCACCUGCUCAUGAGGAUGCAGACCAACAACAUGUUCUUAGUGGGCGGAGAGAGAAGCGUGCUGAAGGCGAAGGAGGCUAUUUGCACGUCUACCGAGCCUCUGAGGAUCUCCACCUCCUCUACGUCGACGGCAUGAGCGGUGGCAAGACGAGGAUGGGAACGCUCGACUCACAAGACUACCUUUUGAGAGGCAGUAAAACCGACUCAUGGGCUGACCCGGAUUCAAGCAAAGUAAGAGGCGGCGGGCCGAUGGGAGAGCGUGAGCGUGCAGUUGAACUCUGCGACCUUGUGAAACCUUGGGGUCUACAUGGCAUCCUGCGCAUGGAGGCUGGCUUUGAGAUCAUUAUGUGCGACUUCACCAACGGCCUGGAGCAGGUUCAGGCCCAACGUCGCUCUAGCUCAAACCGCCGCAACGACCGUAACGGAGGUAUCAACCGUCUUGAGACUCUGCGCGGCUGGGCAGAGAGAUACCAGGGCAUUGGCGCCUCACGAACGCUGAUUGACUACUCAUCCAUGGUCUCUGCUUUCUUCUAUCCCGUCAACUUGACCAACCCGAAUGAGAGCCGACCUGAUCUUCCGAGACUGUCGUACGUAUCCGAGGCCGAGCUUGAGGUUAUCAAGAACCAUGUGCACGAGGCAAUCGAGUCGAGCAAAGGAGUCAAGAGGUCUCCGGUAGAUUGGCAGGGCAUCUCUGACCUCAUCGUCGGUCGAUUCGCUGACAGGAUCGAGUUCAUGGCAAGCACCGACUCAUCAUCUGUGUUGUUAGAGGAAAUCAACUUCAUUCUGGAUGUCUUCAUCAGCUACCCAGGAGACGACGGAAAACCUGAUCUUGCCGAGGCCGCGUCUCUCUGCAGAACCUUCUAUCUCCAGAUCAUGACCCCGUCUACGGAAGCCGACCGCCUCUUAUACGCGUCAUUCAAGACUGUGACUUCAGAGAUCUGCUCUACUCUGUUCGGAGUGAGAGAGAAACUGUCUAGUUCUUUCCAGAUCAGCAGAUCGGAUGUCAAGGCAUCCACGGAAGCCAUGCGGUCGCUGAUGGAUUUCCUAGGAUGGAGUCGUUUCAAGCGAUGCACGGGUUGUAGCCUGAACGAAGUUUGCUUCGUUCCUAUGUGGCCGAUGGGCAGCAAGGAGGAUUACUACCACCCGAGCUGCAAGAACGGGUCGAGCCUUCAUGACGGAGAAAGCUACUGGAAGAUGUGA
Molecule: messenger RNA, 1428 nt
Organism: Colletotrichum chrysophilum
Lineage: Eukaryota; Fungi; Ascomycota; Sordariomycetes; Glomerellales; Glomerellaceae
Exons: 1
Coding region: 1-1428 (475 amino acids)
Source: RefSeq, a predicted model, not a curated record